GCUGGGUUUCUGUACAGCACUUUGAGAUAUCAGCUGAUGUACGAAGGGCUAUAUAAAUAAAUUUGAUUUGAUUUAGGUUAAGUUCUUAUUUUGAGAGUGUUAAUAUUUAUCAUCAAUGGCUUAUCGAGGGAGAAAAUCAAGUGAGUUUGACAAACUCCAAAAAGAGAACUCACAGAUGAAGAGUCUCAUCGAAAACCUGAGGAAGCAAAACAUGGCUUUAAACCAACAGGAUGACCAGGACAAGAUUUCAAGUUUUGGCUAUCAGGAGAGCUACCCAGUCCCAGAGGGCCAUCGUGUCUUCAUCAGUGAUGCCAGACUUCUGCAGAUGCAGAGAGCUGAGAGAGAGACCAUGGAAGCAAAGCAAAGAAAGAUAAGUGCUAUCCAUGAGAAUUAUGUCCGGACUGCUCUCAUCGGGGUUGGCAGCACCUUCGCGCACCACUUCGUCCCCUCUAUUCAGUGCAUUCCGUGGCCGAAAGCUCCACCGAGGCCUUUGCCACGAAGGCUUGAGCACAUAGCUCUGGCCCCACUGAAGAACGUGGUGGGGGUGGACGGAGCCCAAGUUCGACCCGGAUCUCACUCUCUGGAGUCCAUCCAGGUAAAUAAGUCAUUCAGCAGCAGUAGCGUGUGGCCUGUUCCCGUCCCUCCCACUGGAGCUCCCUCCAAGAGGGGCAAGAAGAAGAAGGGCAGGCGGGGAGUCAAAGCCCUGAAAGUCCAGUCGGAUCAGGGCUGUGCUGACAACAAUGGACCCAUUGACCUGAUGGAGGAGGUGAGGGACAUCGAGCCUCACCUGAAGGAGGAGGCCUGGAAGGUGGUACAUGAGGUGAAGGCCAUGGGCAGGAGAAGUUUGGGCUCGGCCAUGUCCAUGGGGGAAAUAGCCACCAGCUCUCUGGGAAGCCUGAGCUCAGUGGAUAUGAACACCCCUGCGGAGCUCCGUGACUACUUGGAUGUUGGGACCCCGGUCAAGUUGCGUGACAGCCCACCCAGGCCUGCUCCCCCUCCUACCAAGCCCAGGAGCAAACAGCCUCGGCCUAUAAGGUUCCUUAGCCUGCCAAAGGCUGCCACCGGCUCAGGGAGAAGAAGAUCGAGGGCUUGACCUUUCUCCGUGUGAUGGCUCAGAACCACAUGGACAUACUGAUGCCUAAACUCCAUGAUAUCUGCCUUGCCAUUAUAAAUGAGGUGAAGAACCUGCGCUCUGCAGUGUCUUUUGCUGACAGUGAGGUGGAGGGGACGGCACGCGUGCUGCUGCACAAAGCCAGCGAGGCCAACUCCUUCAUCCGGCAGGGCGCCAACUUU
Messenger RNA from Oncorhynchus kisutch (coho salmon), 1293 nucleotides. RefSeq lists its product as uncharacterized. The record is from RefSeq and is a predicted model, not a curated record. The coding region runs from base 116 to 1093 and encodes 325 amino acids. NCBI's taxonomy places the organism in Eukaryota, Metazoa, Chordata, Actinopteri, Salmoniformes, Salmonidae. The transcript is spliced from 5 exons.